AUGGGGUCUUCAUCAAAAUCGGGCACUCAAGGCAGUGGCUUCUUCAAGCAAUUCGCAAACCCAAAGAGCAAGUCGAGAGAGACCUACUAUGAGGACUUGUAUGGCACACGUAAUGAGGAGGAAGAGUCUGAUCAAUUCCCCGAGGCGUGUGAGUCGGAGUCGGACAGCGAUGAAGCUGGCAACGAGAGCUUCAGAAAAUCCAGCGACUACAAGCGUUUCUUUGAUGGCAGCUACUCAGGCUCCAAAAACCACCCUUCAAAGGCCGCCGAGCCUCCCAGUGCCACGAUUGAUGAACGGCAAACACCCUGCCCUCAGAAGCGUUACAAGAUAUCGCCCAAAGAGAACCACAGCCGAUCUAUGGAGUUGACGUCCCGGGAGUCGCGUUUUGAGGAUGAUGACAUUGAGGAUAAUUCGGAGGAGAAAGAAACUCCUGAUACUGGCGAUCCUCACACCACUGAAGUGGGUCGUCGACGCUCAAAGACAUCUUCUCGCAUGCUGCGUCCCAAGUCGAGACGUCUCUUCAAGCAGGAACUUGCUGAGCAGGACAAGAGAACGAAGGAAAGCAACGCAGCGCGUAAGAAGUUGGAGAGAGAAGAAACGGCUGAGGCACGGCGGAAGAAGAAGACUUUGCGGCGCGGAAUAUGGUCCAAGGAGUCGGCCAAGUCGAAACACAUCACCCACAAGAAGGCCAAGUUGGCAGAAGAUCUGGGCGGUGACGACGCCGGCGUCAAGGCGUAUGUUUUGGUUGAUCUUACUGGUGUCAAUGUGGAGGAAUAUGAGCGAUUCCCUGACGGAUGA
Ramularia collo-cygni is the source of this 798-nucleotide messenger RNA. RefSeq lists its product as uncharacterized. NCBI's taxonomy places the organism in Eukaryota, Fungi, Ascomycota, Dothideomycetes, Mycosphaerellales, Mycosphaerellaceae. The record is from RefSeq and is a predicted model, not a curated record. The transcript is spliced from 2 exons. Bases 1 to 798 code for a protein of 265 amino acids.